This is a messenger RNA of Mixia osmundae IAM 14324, 2108 nucleotides long. RefSeq lists its product as uncharacterized. Gene Ontology annotation, molecular function: protein binding; peptidyl-prolyl cis-trans isomerase activity. Lineage: Eukaryota; Fungi; Basidiomycota; Mixiomycetes; Mixiales; Mixiaceae. The coding region runs from base 42 to 2039 and encodes 665 amino acids. Gene Ontology annotation, biological process: protein folding; protein peptidyl-prolyl isomerization. The transcript has 14 exons. The record is from RefSeq and is a predicted model, not a curated record.
AUUGGGUACUAGCUACUCCUCGAAUCUGCAUCCUUGCGACAAUGUCUGACGACGAACGGCCUGCCAAGCGAGCCAGAGAAGCGUCGCAGGAGCAGACUGCCACGGACCGGCCAGCCAAUGGCAAAGAGGCAGAACCACGCAUCGUAGCUUCAGACGAGGACAGCGAUGACGAGGUUGGGCCUAUGCCAGCUGCGCUAGAAUCUCUCGAGCCCACCAGCAAGCCAAAGAAACGCAAAGUGCUCAAGCACGAGAAGCUGUACCUCGAUCAGCUACCUACGGCAGAUCGCUAUCACCGCUCUUUCAUGCAUCGUGAUACAGUUUCCGACGUUCUCGUCACAAAAACCGACUUCAUCCUGACUGCGUCCACAGAUGGUCAUCUCAAGUUCUGGAAGAAACGCGACAUAGCCAAAGGCGAGACAGGCAUCGAGUUUGUCAAGCACUACCGCGCCCAUCUCGCGCCAAUUCUUGCAGUCGUCGCAGACCAAGAAGGACUCGUCGCGGCCACGAUUGCAGCAGACGGUGGGCCGAACGGUGCGCUGGGUAGCUGCAAGAUCCUCGACGUCACCAAUUUCGAUAUCAUCAAUAUCAUCAAUCUCGACUUUGUCCCCAAGACAUGCUGCUGGGUGCAUCAGAGAGGCAGCGGGCAAUCGUUACUUGCAAUAUCCGAUGCUGACACACCGACGAUUCGCAUAUACGACGGCAGAGGCGACGGCAAGGCCUUAGUGGCGCUCAGCAAAGUUCACAAGGCUGCUGUACAUCUAAUGACCUAUAAUCCUGUAUAUGACAUCAUCGUGUCUGCCGACGAGAGCGGAUUCAUAGAAUAUUGGCAGCCACGAGAGGCAUUUGAGCCGUCGAAAGACAUAGCAGGCCUAUGGCAAUUCAAAAGUGCGACAGAUCUGUACGAAUUCAAAAAGACCAAGAGUAUACCACUGUCGCUGACGAUAUCACCAACGGGUCAGCAUUUUGUGACGACUUCGCUCACGACCGAUCGGCAAAUCAGGAUAUUCCACUUUCUGUCCGGCAAGCUGCAUCGCAAGUAUGACGAGUCUCUGUUGGCGAUACAAGAAAUGCAACAGGCAGGCACUGCCAUCUAUACAGUCGAGAAUAUGGAAUUUGGCAGACGCCUUGCGCUCGAAAGAGAGCUAGAGCGUGUCGAGGCUGGCAAGAAGGAGCGAGCGAUAUUCGACGACAGUGGCAAUUUCGUUUGCUAUCCUCACCUGCUCGGCAUCAAAGUGGUCAAUAUAGUUACUAACAAGGUUGCGCGGCUGCUGGGCAAAGAUGAGACGAUCCGUUUUCUCGACUUGUCUCUGCAUCAGGCUUCCAGCCAAAAGAAAGGCAUCAUCACAGUCGCUAUGGCCGCGUCUGAGAACCCAUUGUUGGCGACAAAGACCGAACGCGAUCCCAUCUUGUUUGCGACAGCCUACAAAAGAUCACGGUUCUACCUGUUCUCGCGCGACGAGCCCGAAGGCGAAGGCAAGAACGUCGAUCGCGAUGUUUUCAACGAGAAGCCGACGCGCGAAGAAGCGUCGAUAGCGGCAGCACAGCCGACCGCCACUUCGGGCAAGCUUGCUCAUAGCGCAGUCAUCCACACGACCGAAGGCGACAUCCAUCUGCGACUCUUCCCGGAGCAAGCGCCGUUGGCCGUGGAAAACUUUGUUGGCCUGUCAAAGUCGGGUUACUAUGAGGGCGUCAUCUUCCACCGAGUCAUCAAAAAAUUCAUGCUACAAACCGGCGAUCCAUUGGGGGAUGGAACGGGUGGAGAAUCGAUCUGGGGCAAGCCGUUCGAAGACGAAUUCUCACCCGAGCUCAAGCAUGAUCGACCGUAUACGCUGAGCAUGGCCAAUGCAGGGCCAAAGACCAAUGGUUCGCAAUUCUUCAUUACGGUCACACCGACGCCUUGGCUCGACAACAAGCACACCAUCUUUGGCAGAGCUAUCGCUGGACUUGACGUCAUCCACGCCAUCGAGAACACGCGUGUCAAUGCCAAGACGGACAUGCCAUGGGAGGAGAUCAAAAUUGUGUCUGUGGACACCGCAUAGUGUCGAGAUGCCCAAAAAUUACAGACUUGCGCAUGUCUACUGACUCUGCGCUCGACGGUCGCGGCGGGG